Messenger RNA from Penaeus monodon (black tiger shrimp), 885 nucleotides. RefSeq names its product zinc finger CCCH domain-containing protein 18-like. Bases 1 to 885 code for a protein of 294 amino acids. The record is from RefSeq and is a predicted model, not a curated record. Lineage: Eukaryota; Metazoa; Arthropoda; Malacostraca; Decapoda; Penaeidae. The transcript is spliced from 5 exons.
AUGGAUACACAGAACAGGCGAGGGACGUGCCCUUCGCCCGACGCGGGCACGGAAAGCGCCAAAUCACAUGACGGCGGCGGCUGUCACCCCGCGCGGCCCAGGUCCUCCUCGCCCAGGUCCUCCUCGCCCAGGUCCUCCUCGCCCAGGUCCUCCUCGCCCAGUCCUGGCCCUGGCCUGCCCCGCCCUCCCCCAGCAGGAGCCCGCAGCGCGGCCGAGGAGGAUCCCCCGAGGGCGUGCGGCGAGGGCAGGGCAGCUGGCACUCCCGCCCCGCCCCGUGCCCGGCCCUCCCGCGCCCGCCGUCCAGGCUGCGGCCCCGCCCCGGCCUGCCCGCGGAGGCCGAGGAAGGCGUCGCGCGGCCACCGAGAGCCUCGUCGCCUCCGAGGCCGCGAGAGAUUCACCCGCGGCCUCGGCAGGAAGGCCUCGCGCCCGCCCGCCCGCCCCCGCUCCCUGCCCGCCCUCCGCGCCCUUACCUCCUGCUCGAAGACUUCCCUGGGCGGUUCCACCCCGUCGGCCCCCACAGCGGGCGAGAUUCGGCAGGGGCAGCAGCGCGGCUCCACGGACACCCUCGGCCACGGAACGAAUGACGUCACUCGCAGCCCGCGCGCCAUCUCUUGGCCGCCCCGGGAACCUCGCGCGGCGCCAGAUUUGAAUGGGGAGGCUCUCCCAGGGGGUGUCGAGCGUCCAAGAUUCUCAAAGUCAAGUAAAAAUGUCAAAUAUGUCAAUGGUGUCACAGUUGCCAAUGCGUGUCUUUUCACACGCGGCGCUGGCGAAGGCAGCGGGAAAAUGGGCGUCCUCAAGCUUCCCCAGAACCAGCAGGGGCUGUUGCGCGCCAUGCUGAGUGCAGUAACCCGGGUACAGGCCUCGGCAGUUCAGAAAAGUGCCUGA